Acipenser ruthenus (sterlet) is the source of this 1293-nucleotide messenger RNA. RefSeq lists its product as uncharacterized. The record is from RefSeq and is a predicted model, not a curated record. The coding region runs from base 103 to 1149 and encodes 348 amino acids. Lineage: Eukaryota; Metazoa; Chordata; Actinopteri; Acipenseriformes; Acipenseridae. The transcript has 13 exons.
UCAGUUUCUCUUUCUAACAUCACCGACUAAAGCAGUACAGAGUCCAGGGCGGCCCCGUUAAGUCAAUAAGUGGGAGGCAGUGCGACUAAACUGAAGAGCAAUAUGGACGAGGAAGCUUUGUAUCCUACCUACAGAAAUGAUGUGGGCAAUGAUGACAAUUGUAGCGAUUGGAUAAACAACAGAAGAAAUCCCGUUUAUCACAAGCAUACGGAAGAAGGUGUAGGUUAUAGUUUUCAGGUGAACAAUGGUGCAAGGGAUGUCGUGGAAGACGCUACAAAGCCUGUAGCAAAUAAAGGUCAGUUUGGUUAUCAAGAACCCAGUGUGCCGAAAAUGAUCAUUCGCAAAACAAAUGAGGAGGAAAUUCAAUUGCUUGAUUACCAGCCAUGUAAUAAAGCAGUUGGAGGGGCUGCGCGCCAGGAUUCAGAAGGGUACAUUGUGACCAGGAGACCAGGUUGUAAUGAAUUUGCAGUUUCCACUGAACACCUGCGAGAAAUAGUGUACAGAAAAGCAAGGCAGAUUGUAGAUGUAAACCAACUCUCACCUCUACCUGGACAAAAACAUGAAAUGGGAAAUGAUGACAAAUGGGCUGUUGAAGACGUCAGAAAACAAGACUGGCAGCAUUUCAUGCCACAGAAACUGGAAGUGAGGUUCACUGACUACCAUCCCUGGGGAAAACCAGGAGGGGGUGCCCGGGUACUAGCCAGAAAUGGCAAGCUUUUGCAUCCUGCUGGGAGUCUCAAUAGCAGCAGCAACAAAGAAUAUAAUAUUUGGGGCCCAAUCACUGAGACUGGGCAGAAGGAAAGAGAGGCAAGGAGUGCAAUACCCAAGGAAAAACAGACGAUAACAUCCGAUGCUAAUGAACAGUGCUUGAAAAACCAACAGGAAAGAAGGCAAUCGCCAGACUAUUAUGCUGAUCUUGCCCAGCAAGCAAAAUACAGGAAACAGCAGAUUGAAGAAAACAAAACGAGAGCCUUAGCUGCAGAACGCAUGCAUAAUGACACAAUGCAAUUCUGCACAUGGAGUAGACCAGGACACGGAGUACCAACUUCCCAAAGAAAACAGUCUUUGACCUCAGCUGACAUUCUGCCGCAAGAACAGUUCAGAAGACCGGGGUUUUCUGGGGUUCCAUUUGUAGCGUACGGUCGUUAAGAACUGAAGACUAUCGCAGCGCUUCAGAAUGGAUUCACAUCCAUCCCUUCAUUUGCACUCAAUAAAGAGUGAAAGUUAUUAAAGACUUUGUGAAAAUAUUUUCUACAUACAUAUAGAGUAGACUUGCUAAUGAAAACAAAUUUG